CAUCAUCAAACGCGACUUUGGCUCCAUAUCUCCCAAUUCAGUUCUAGGUAUUUGAUUUCGUGACUUCAAUUUAGAUUGGCUCCUAUUCCCGGCAGCUUUCCUCCUCUUUCGUUGCUGCUCCGAAACCUCUCUUCUCCGAGACUCUUCCACUCUUCUUUCGUUCUCCUCGGUCAUCUUAUCCAGCUCUUCUCUUUCUCCUAGCUUCCUUUUCUUUUUCAAGUCCAGCAGCAACCUUCUCAAUUAGUUUCAGAGUUCAAGCUCUCCUCAACGCCUUAUCCUAUCAAAGAUGGGGAAGAAACAACAUAGUAAGGAUCGUAUGUUCAUUACAAAGACAGAAUGGGCAACUGAAUGGGGUGGUGCUAAAUCUAAGGAACUUACUACUCCAUUCAAGCGUCUUCCUUUCUAUUGUUGUGCGCUUACAUUCACGCCGUUUGAGUUUGCAGUUUGUACAAGUGAUGGCAGUGUUUUCAACUUAAUGCAUAUUAUUCCUUACAUUAAGAAACAUGGAAAACAUCCGGUUACUGGUGCUCGCCUUACCCAGGAAGAUCUCAUCCCACUUACUUUUCACAAGAAUUCUGAAGGAGAAUACCAUUGCCCAGUUUUGAAUAAAGUCUUUACCGAGUUUACACACAUAGUUGCUGUGAAGACCACCGGGAACGUGUUCUGUUAUGAGGCCAUUAAAGAACUGAAUAUAAAAACUAAAAACUGGAAGGAGCUUCUCACAGAUGAACCAUUUACUAGGAAUGACUUGAUUACAAUUCAGAACCCAAAUGCACUAGACAGCAAGGUCCUUGUGGAAUUUGAUCACGUAAAGAACAAUCUGAAACUCGACGAUGAAGAAUUGAGGAAAAUGAGUGAAGAUCCUACGUAUAACAUAAAUGCCUCAGGAGAUAUUAAGCAAAUGUUGAAGGAACUUGGAACCGAGAAGGGCAGGGAAGCUGCAUUGCUUGGAGGAGGUGGUAGCAAAGCACAGAAUGAAAGAGCUGCAGUUCUCGCUGAUAUCUUGUUAGCAAGGUCUCGCAUCAAAGAGAAGGAAGGUUCUAAAUCAAGCACUAAUGGAGAUGGAACCCCGGCUUACAGUAUCGUUGAUGCCGCAUCUGCUUCUGUUCAUGGAAGAAGUGCAGCAGCAGCCAGAGCUACAUCAGAUGAUAAGACUGCUGCGCGAAUAGCUAUGCACAAGGCUGGUGAGCGAGCCCCUGUUAAUGCGAAAAUGGUAAAAAGUCGCUACACUACAGGUGCUGCUUCACGAUCUUUCACAUCGACCUCUUACGAUCCUGUUACCACAAAUGAAUUUGAAUACAUAAAAGUUGAGAAGAAUCCUAAAAAGAAAGGCUAUGUUCAACUUCAUACAACACAUGGGGACUUGAACAUCGAGUUGCACUGUGAUAUAGCUCCCAGGGCGUGUGAGAACUUCGUAACGCUCUGCGAACGUGGCUACUAUGAUGGAACAAUUUUCCAUCGGAGCAUAAGGAAUUUUAUGAUUCAAGGCGGUGACCCUACUGGGACCGGAAAAGGAGGUGAAUCCAUUUGGGGGAAACCUUUUGCUGAUGAGGUUAACUCGAAAUUGCUUCACUCAGGCAGGGGCGUUGUCAGCAUGGCAAACAGCGGCCCUCAUACUAAUGGCUCCCAAUUUUUUAUACUGUACAAGUCAGCAAAUCAUCUAAACUAUAAGCAUACUGUUUUUGGUGAAGUUGUGGGUGGGUUGACUGCCCUUUCGAUGAUGGAGAAGGUUCCUGUUGAUGACAGUGACAGACCUUUGGAAGAAAUAAAAAUUAAAAGUGUUUCCAUAUUCGUCAAUCCGUAUCUAGAACCUGAUGAGGAGGAAGAAGAUAAAAACAAAGAAGACAAAGAAACUGUCGAUGAAGACAAUGAUAAGGUGGGGUCUUGGUAUAGCAAUCCAGGUACUGGAUCAACAGAAACUGCAGCAGCUUCGGGUGGUGGCGGAGUGGGUAAGUAUUUGAAAACUGCAAGGAGUAGUGCUGAAGCUGCUGCUGUUGUUACUGAUAUGGGCUUAGAUGCAAAUGUUAGCACCAAGAAAAGGAAAGUAGGUGUAUCCAAUGUCGAAUUUAAGAACUUCUCAUCCUGGUAAGAGUUCCUUCAACUGUCACCACUUUGUACACCACCAGGCGCCAGCAAUGAAGUUUGCUUGAGAGGGAGAGUUGGAAGUAUCUGUUUCCUCUCUUGUGCCUUCUCAUUUUACAUCUUAUUGUAUGUGUAAUGCUAUCUGUAAAUACGCCCGACAUUUUGGAGAGGUUAGAUUUCUAGUUCGCAGGAGUAUUAAAUUGUUAUUUUUGAUGAGAAAAGGCAAAGUUAGAGUCACAAAAAAUGGGAACAAUAAUCAAUUUCUGCAGAUAAUAGCAUCCCAUACUUGAU
Molecule: messenger RNA, 2373 nt
Organism: Papaver somniferum (opium poppy)
Lineage: Eukaryota; Viridiplantae; Streptophyta; Magnoliopsida; Ranunculales; Papaveraceae
Product: peptidyl-prolyl cis-trans isomerase CYP65-like
Exons: 12
Coding region: 287-2089 (600 amino acids)
Biological process (GO): protein folding; protein peptidyl-prolyl isomerization; protein polyubiquitination
Cellular component (GO): catalytic step 2 spliceosome
Molecular function (GO): ubiquitin-ubiquitin ligase activity; peptidyl-prolyl cis-trans isomerase activity
Source: RefSeq, a predicted model, not a curated record